Lolium rigidum is the source of this 990-nucleotide messenger RNA. RefSeq names its product tRNA (guanine-N(7)-)-methyltransferase-like. The coding region runs from base 16 to 798 and encodes 260 amino acids. Gene Ontology annotation, molecular function: tRNA (guanine(46)-N7)-methyltransferase activity. NCBI's taxonomy places the organism in Eukaryota, Viridiplantae, Streptophyta, Magnoliopsida, Poales, Poaceae. Gene Ontology annotation, cellular component: tRNA methyltransferase complex. The transcript has 2 exons. The record is from RefSeq and is a predicted model, not a curated record. Gene Ontology annotation, biological process: RNA (guanine-N7)-methylation; tRNA methylation.
CACGGCGUGGCACCGAUGACGAGGACCAGCGGCGCGAACGGCGGCGGCGGGCAGUCGGGGAAGCUCCCGCGGAAGCGCUUCUACCGGGCGCGCGCGCACAGCAACCCGCUCAGCGACUCGCACUUCCCGAUCCCGAUAUCGCCCGACGACUUCGACCUCUCGCAGCACUACCCGCGCUACUACCCGGCCGACAAGGGCCAGCGCGGCGAUGGCGAGGAGGUGGAGGCGCCCCUGAUUCGCUUUGCGGACGUCGGGUGCGGGUUUGGUGGGUUGCUUGUUGGGCUCUCGCUGCUCUUCCCCGACAAGCUUAUGAUCGGCAUGGAGCUGAGGGACAAGGUGACUGAGUAUGUUAAAGAGAGGGUUCUGGCUUUAAGAGCAUCAAAUCCAGGACAGUAUGACAACAUAUCUGUUGUGCGCACCAAUUCAAUGAAAUACAUUCCCAACUACUUCAGGAAGGCUCAGCUCUCCAAGAUGUUCUUCCUGUUCCCUGACCCUCACUUCAAGGAGAAGAACCACCGGAGGAGGGUGAUUAGCAUGCAGUUGCUCGAUGAGUACGCUUUUGUGAUGGGAGUGGGAGGAAUCAUAUAUACUAUCACCGAUGUAGAGGAGCUUGGUGUAUGGAUGCGGUCAUGUCUGGAGAAACACCCGCUCUUUGAAGCCAUUCCAGAGGAAGAGAUAGAAGUCGAUCCAGUUGUCAAGUUACUGUCUACUGCCACUGAAGAAGGCCAGAAGGUCGCGAGAAACGGAGGUCAAACUUUCCAGGCCAUCUUCAGGCGCAUAUCUUUGCAAGAGGAAUAAGCAUUUGGGGAGUUAGUAGCUCAUAGCACUAGUGCACUUUCCGAGAAUGUGCUAGAUCGAUCUGUGUCAUUUCUAUGCAUUUUUGUUAGUAGGAUUUCAGUAUUCUGUAGUCUUACGGUUGUUGACCAAAAUGUGUGGCUCUACUCUACUUACAAAAAGAAAAAAAAAACGGGAACAUUGCUUUGAGUUCAA